AAAAACCAGAAUAAAUUAAUAAGAAUGAUAAGAUUAAUAUUUAAUCCAAAAAGAUUUUGCCAAUAACUUCAUAAUUGUACAUUGUUCCUCCAAAACUGCACGUGCGUAUCGCUUCUUGCACCGUCACCCAAAUGUCAAUAUUUAAUUGCCUAGAAAAAAACAGGUGAAGCCAAUUAACUCUGAUUAGCACCUCCGAGUUUCCCUCUAGCCCGGCUAAUGUUAGAAUAAAGAGAAUUGUAUUAUCCCCGCCGAUGCCAAUCAACGUAAGUGCGGCCGACCUUUCAGUCAGCAAGUGAUCUUCGAUCCUUACAGAUGAGCAUGCAAAGUAGCUCAAAUUUGUCGCGAAUGUCCUCAUUUAUACAUUUCGCGAUUCCGCCGUUUGUUUACGCUAAACUCAAAUCUGACUAAUGAUCUGACGAAGUACACUUCCAAAGCUUUCGUCAUCCGCUUAUCAUAACAGCUGGCGUAGAAAGUUACGAAUGCGCUCGCUAAGUAAGGUGCUUCUUAGUUCAGUCUCGUAGCUCUUGCAGUGCAUAACUCGUGCUUUUUUUCAGUGAGAUCAAUAUCUUUUUUCCAUCCAGCAGGCAAAAUAAUUUAUUUUUAAGAUAAUUUAACGUGUUACUAUUUUAGACAGUUCCGACUUCGGGCUAGUUCUAAGAACGCCGAUUUUAGUUUUUGUGUUCAACUGUGUUGAUUCUUCGUUCCUUUUUAGAUUCGUUAUAUUCGUCGUAAAUAGAUAAUGAUGGAUAACUCAAUUAAUUAUUGAUAAAUAUUAAUCGACAUUGUUAAAUUCGGAUUAUCUUCUACUUGACGCUGAAAUUUCCACUGCAAAAAUAUUAACAUUUUUUAUAGAGAAUACAUUAAUUUCAAUAACAAUUUAUUAUCCGUUAAAUAAGAAACAUAUUGUAUCUUAAAUUGCAGAAAAGUGACAGAUUAUAUAAUUAAUAGAAACAAACGAGACAAAAUUAAUUCAAAGAAAAAAUUGAUUUGUAAAAAUUGCCUAGAGAUGCAUUUUUUGACAUCGAUUUAAACACGAAAUAUUAUAUUACGUUCCGUACACGUUAUUUAUAACGCUAAUACAAAUCAAAUUUACGGUGAAGCCACAGCGUUUAUGGUGGACCUAGUUGAGCGCGCACACGAAAUAGUCCAAAUUGUAGGUCCAUUUCGGUUCAUUUCGCCGAAAAUAGAUCUAUCGACGGUGCGUCGAAUAAGAAGAAAUGGCAGCUUUGCAAAAAUAUUUGUCUUCCAGAGCUGCCUCGUAUGUUUCGGCAUCCCACGCGAGAAUCUUCGUGGUAUUCUUUUUCUAUCUACGCGCGGUUGGCAAAUCACGAUGUUUGUAUAACGAUUCCGAAGGAUUAAAGAAUCAAUUAAAUACAGUUAAACAUAAAAGCGAGAAUUAAAAUCGACGUUUGCUAGAAUGAAAAAUUAAGAUUUUUUUAAAGCCCGUUAAAAUAAUAAUUAAUAUUAAUUAAUAAAUAAUACUUAAUCGCACCACGACUUGAAAUAAAACUUUACUUCGCUUCGGGAAUUAAUAGAAGUAAUAAAACGAUAAAUUUAACUCUGGCAGCCCAUAAACUUAUAAAAAAAAAUUGAACAUAGAUCAAGCUCAUAAAAUCCGUCUUAAUUUUUCAGAUGAACUCAUCCUCAUACGUCACAAGCUGUAGUCAUUAAAAAAUGAACGGAAAAAGAAUACUUCUUUCACAAACAUGAAAUGAAGUCUGUGCCAUUGUAACUUCGGCUAUCGUUUCACGACGAGCAAGUAUAAACGUGCAUUGAGAACUCUUCUUUAAUUAGCAGUUUGACUAGAAAAGAAAAGAGGCGUUGGUUAAACCGAAUCAUGAAUACGAAAAGCGCGGAGGCUUGGCUGGCUUGGCUGUAUAUCGGUUCCAUGCUGCUCUCCGUCACGUCUGUCGUCUCGCUGGUGACCGCAUGGCAGCAUUGGGCAUGGACGCUGGACACUUGCAUCGGCAUCGAUUGCGGCUGCAUAUUGUACGGCAUCAAUACGUUCAAUACCUUUAUCGGUGGCGACGUGAAACUGUGUCACUUCGCUACAUACUGCCUCGUGCCGGGCAUCAUAAUCGGCUUGUGCCUCGGCGGUUAUCACGGAUACAGGUGUUGCGUACAUAAGGAUCUGGACAGUCCUAAGCGCAUGAGCCGUGGACGAGUGUACCACGACGACAGCAAUCUUAAUAAUAACGGAGAGACUGUUGUGGUUACCGUGAAACGAAGAGCCGGUUUUAAACAAUGGAUACCAAUCGCUUUCCUCACGGCGCUCAUCUGCUGCUUGUCUCUCGCCCACGCGGUCGUGAUAACCGAUGGCUAUUACAAAACUUGCAAUCACUACAGACGAAAUCUCAUUCAGCUCUUAGGCUCGAGAGCCAGCGAAAUUCGGGUGAUUCACAAUAGGCUCCCUUGCGGUGCGAUUUUCGAUUACAUGGAUUAUCUCCAGCCGGAUACCAACAAUUGGAGACGUGCCAGCGAGAUUAAUACAGGAUUCGCGCUCCAGCUGGCAAUCUGCGCGAGCUGGUUCACUUUUUUCGCUUGGUUCCUCGCCUGCUUGAUAAACUUCAGCAUGGCGAGAAGGAGGCUGCACAGCAUAGGAGAGAAAUUUUGCUAUUGCUGCUGACGUCCUCGCUGUAAAUUAAUCAUGAUAUGUUAAUAUAAGCAUUACACGGUUAUUACAGUACAAUUUUUAUACAGUUCAGGUUGGCAAAGUAAUGCGACCGAACACGGAUGUCCAAUUAAUGCAUUUUAACGGUAUACAUUUUAUUUAUGCAUUUUAUACAGAGAUAGUGUCUUCAAUACCUAUUUUCUCUAAUAAUUCAAGACUCAUCCGCUGCCGUGGAAAAUAAUCGCGUUCCUCUCUCGUACUCUAUUUAGUCGCAUUCUUUUUAUACAUUUUUUACACACAAUUCGCGUUACUAUAUUACACAUUGUGUACAUCGGAACAAUAUUUCGGAUCGUCCUAAGAACAGAAUGUCCGCACCUGUCGUAUAAACGGACGCGUCAUCUCUUUGUGUUAGUUUCUGAGACGUGAUAAUUGCUGAUCGCGUGUGUGUUAACAAAUCUCUCACUCUGUACAAAUAAUAAUAUAUAAUGAAGGAUGCAACGAAAAUACUGUGACACCUGUUAGCGCAGGCAGUGAUAAAAUUUAAGUAUGAGCUGAUAAAAGCAUGCCUGUAAGCAUUCGCGUGACAUUUGCUUCACUUCCUGCGUGUGUGUAUGAAAGAAAAACAAAGAGAACCUACAAACCAACAAUAAUAAAUAACAAUAUACGAACAUUGAAAGAAGGAAUGUAUCGUAUCAACGCUAUAUAUAUGUUUAGUAUAGCUAUAAGAGUUUAUACAAUUGAAUCGCAUCUUCUUAGGACGUUAAAUUAAAGACAAAAAUGCUUGGUGUGUUUCUUAGCGCCUACUUUGCUCUAUUUUACAGUGCACAGAAUGACGGAGAGAAUUUUCACGUUUGGAAUAGCAACGCUUCUCUCUCUCGCGUGUUCAAUAAAUACAUUCAAAUAAUUCGACUUCGCGUCAAAUUCAAGGCGGUUCGCCGAAAUUGAAACAUUUAACUCUACCUGCAUACGUAAAUAACUCUCAUUAUUUUUGCGAUAGCAUCAAAGAUUGCUUCUACUUCGCUAUAUAGAUUACAUAUUUUUCACCGUUACAUAUAGGAACUAAAAACGGAAAACAACUUUUCAAAUACACUAUCCCUUACAUGUACAAAUACAAUUGACUCUGUUUUUUUAUUUUUCAAUCUUAUAAUACUAUCAGCUUUUAUACUACACGACAGCAAAGACUGCAAAGCUUGCAACGCUACUUCAUAAAGGAAGGCACCUAAUCAUACGAGCUAGUAUCUACAAAAUUAUGUUACAUCUCUUUUCAUAUGUAUAAUGCGUGCGCGUAAGAACACGUAGAUUACAAACAUCUUCUUUUAUAAUAUUGUCACAUCUUUUUACAAUGAACUAGAUCCUGUCCGUAGACUCGAUUAGAAAGGCGCAAGAUAUUAGCAGUACAAAGAGUUCCGAUUCAAGUCAUUCCAAAAGUUAUAAAAUUCCGUCAUAUUAAAUUCAUUGGUAAGUCGAACAGUUUACAAUUCAAUGUGAUAGAAAUGAAUAUUAGUAAAUGUUCCUGCUAAAUACUAAUAUCGCUUCUACUGCUCGUACAUUUUAUUUAACAGUCCCGAUUUGUGACGGGUGCGAGUUGCGUCGUUAGUGUUCAUUUCAGAUGAGUUGAUCUGUGAAUUAUAGCGCUAUCGAGUUUAUAAGCAGUUACUUAAACGAGACAUAGUCAUCUUAGAACGAUUCGAUUGUUAAUCGAGACUGUUAAACAAUAAGUCAGUCUUACAAGAUAAGGCCAAUUCGUUGCGCGAAUACUCUACUCGCUCUUUCACGACAAAUAUUCACGAGUCACGUGAAUGCUAUUAUCUGCGCCUUUAUAAUAUCGAACUCCGUAAUUCUGUAUGCGUUACGUUUAAUCUUCACGAGGAAUACUUCGUUACGAUCUCUUCACCGAGAGACGAUAAAUACAUAAAAACUUCUCCUCCCCCCCAUCGAGCCCUGCGAUUGAAUUACACAUUUACAGGUUUAUAUGUAUAUAGUAUAGUUUCAGAUAACUUUUCUUAGAAAAAUUGCUUUGUAAGAACUAGUAGAUUGUACUAGUAGAAAUCUACAAAUUUUUUAAAGUACAAACGUAGUGAAAAGACUUAGCUGCAAAAAUA
Linepithema humile (Argentine ant) is the source of this 4713-nucleotide messenger RNA. NCBI's taxonomy places the organism in Eukaryota, Metazoa, Arthropoda, Insecta, Hymenoptera, Formicidae. The record is from RefSeq and is a predicted model, not a curated record.